AUGGGUAGAAAGGGCCGAUCGCAUAGAGAUUCUGGCAAAACUAGACGCACAGGAACUGUGGAUCUCUCGUCCAUGACAUCAUUCACAAGCUACACGAAUUCGCCACUACCACGGACGGAUUUGGAGCGCAGGAAGAAGCUCUUCUUCAGCAGCCCCAAGCAGCAGAAUUCUCCUCCCACGGAGAAAGAAAUUCGAAGCUUUGCGUAUAAGAUAACCGAGGAUUGGUUCAAUGGUAUCGCAGGGGACAUCCAAAAGACUUUUGUCACAAAGAAGGUGGGGGGAGGUAUUCAGGAAACGGUCGAUCUCAGGGAGAUCCUUCCUAUUUCGUUUGUCAAGGACGUCCUAGCUCUUGGUACCCGCGUGCUGGCGUCCUGCCCCAACGUUCUGGAACUAACAGUCCCUCCUACAGAACUCAAAUCGUUCAAGAAGAAGUUGCCUGCUGAGUAUUCCAAGAAUAUUCUUAAAAAGUGUACCAAUCUCUCAGAAAUUCAAAAUAUUUCCCCCAGUGCAUUGGAGGAUCUGGGUCCAAUCGAUAUGGGAUGUAGCAGCGUUGUUGUGCCAUGCAAGAGGCUGGUAGUCGUCGGUGACACUCAUGGAACGUUUGAGGUCAUAGGAAAAAUCUUGGCUACAGAGGGAUUUCCUACUGAUAACGAGAUUGUCUAUCUAUUUAACGGAGAUUACGUUGAUAGAGGAUCGUUUUCCAUCGAGAUAUUCAUUGUUCUAUUAGCAAUAAAGAUAGCCAGACCAGAUGCUGUGCAUCUACUGAGAGGAAAUCAUGAAACCGAGAGCGUCAAUAGUAACUAUUCGCUACCUGCUGAGAUAGAGAAGAAAUACGGAAAAGCUCUUGGCGAGGAGGAGUGCAAGCUCCUUCUUGCCAUGAUGAAUAAAGCCUUUCAGGCACUCCCUCUUUGUGCAGUGAUCAACGAUAGGUAUUUGGUUGUCCACGGAGGGAUCUCAGCAUGGCCGGACUUCACCCUUCAGGACAUGGUCAAGCUAAAUCGCUUCCGUGAACCAGACCAAGCAGAUUUCACAGACUAUACCUACUUUGAUCCCCUUUCAGAUAUCUUAUGGGCUGAUCCUAGCACAGAGGACCCCGAGUUUUCCUUCAAUUAUCUCAGAGGUACAUCUGUUAUUUUUGGAGCAGUAGCAGCACAGCGCUUUUUGCGUACUUCAGAACUAAAAUAUAUAAUACGGUCUCACUCGUGUGUCGACGAGGGUUGGCAGGUUGAAUAUCCUGGGGUCUUCACUCUUUUCUCUGUCCCAAAUUACGCAGAGAAGAAUUUGGGAGCUUAUGCUGUCUUUUAUGGGCUCUAUGAUAAAACCGAAGAGCUAUCGUCACUUGACAAGGAGGUUCUGAAAGAGGACGCUACCCCAAAGGCUAAGUACAACCUCGCUCCCUCAGAACCACUUGUUUUUGUUAAGAAAUUCACUUGCUCUCAACACUCAGCCAUGGUCAACCAGCCUCUUUUGUCUGAUGGGCCGUCUUCUUUUUUCGAAGCACCGGAAGAAGACUCUAUUGAUAUCUGUACCAUAAUCAAGAAUAACGAGGAGAUGAAGAUGAAUCUACUAUCUCAAGUUAUCGAGGAUCCUGAGCAGUGUCUAGUGGCUGUCCCAGAAAAAGGUGGAGUUGUAGUGCCACAUCUGAUUGGUGCAACUAUUGGGACUCGGAUCCACCAGGACAAAAAUAGCAAUACUCGAUUGAAACAGCGUAUUAUUGAAACCGCAGAGAAAAUCCCCGUACCGGAUUCCAUUCCAACUGACGAUCUCGUAGAGGCGCUGGUUCUCCUCACGGACACUAUGACUCUUACUACUCCUGCUGUCAUAGGCGCGUUUCCUCACGAGCUCCACGGGAAGCUUCUUCACAUUCCAUUUGACAACGAUAGCUACUCUUUAGAAGAGCUAGGCCUGACAAUUCCUGGGUCUACGUUCCCUCCAAUACUGCCUGUGGAAGUGAUUAAGAUUGUUCUUUCUUGCUUGACAGAUCCAGUUAAAAGAGACGGUAACUGGCUCGAGGAAGCCGGUGCUAGAAAAGCUAUGCAGAUCUUCCGUGGAUUCCACGACUUUGAUGUUCCCAUCUCUAAAGAAGAUAGAUUCCUAUUGCAACUCAUAAAGACGGCAAGGUCCCCGCCCUUUCUGCCGCCGUUUUCUAGGCCAUUCAGAUACGCAAAACUUAAAUAUUAA
Messenger RNA from Giardia duodenalis, 2181 nucleotides. RefSeq names its product Serine/threonine protein phosphatase 5. The record is from RefSeq and is a predicted model, not a curated record. Gene Ontology annotation, cellular component: nucleus; cytosol. Gene Ontology annotation, molecular function: protein serine/threonine phosphatase activity. The coding region runs from base 1 to 2181 and encodes 726 amino acids. NCBI's taxonomy places the organism in Eukaryota, Fornicata, Diplomonadida, Hexamitidae. The transcript has a single exon.